AUGGGCGGACCUGAUGGGCAGGAGUCCGAGGGAUUGACGAUUGUGGUUCGGGAGCCGAUUGGUGUUGUGCUGAUUAUCCAGCCGUGGAACGGUGCUGUGAUUCUUCCUCUGCGGGCCAUGUCUAUGGCUUUGGCGGCUGGAUGUACCGUUGUUGUGAAAGCUUCCGAGUUGUGUCCGCAGACGCACCAUCUUAUCCGGGAAUGUUUCGAGGAAGCUGGGAUUCCAAAUGGUGUGAUUAAUAUGAUCCAAGCUAAGCGCGACAUGGCCGCGGCGGUCACCGAGGCGGUCGUAGCCCACAAAGCCACUCGCAAAAUCGACUUCAUCGGAAGUGCAGCGGUUGGUAGGCAGAUUGGUCAGUUGGCUGCGCGGUACCUGAAGCCGGUUUUGAUGGAGCUCGGGGGGAAGGGACCAGCACUCGUACUAGCAGAUGCGGAUUUGCAAAAGGCAGCUCAGCUGUGCGCGACAGGUGCUGUUGUGGAUCACGGCCAGGUGUGUUUCUCGACCGAACGCAUCAUCGUACACAAAGCAGUAUACGACGAGUUCGUUCCGAUCCUUUCCGACAUCUUUGCCAACAUGUCAUCCGUUGGCAAUGGCGUGACCAAACAGUCAGCAGACCGCGCAUACGGCAUGCUCCAAGACGCCCAUGAUAAGGGCGCCAAGUUCCUUGCGGGUGGCCCCGAGUAUCUGAGCGAGACAAGCCUGAAGCCAACGCUGAUCACAAACGUACCGAGAGACGCUCGCAUAUUUGACGAAGAGACAUUUGGCCCUUCAGCAACUGUAUACAUGGCAGAAGACGACGACGAUGCCGUGGAGAAAGCCAAUGACUCGGCGUAUGGCUUGAACGCUGCCGUUCACAGUACUAAUUGGGAGCAUGCGUAUAACAUUGCGAAACAGCUGGAAACAGGCCAAGUCCACAUCAACAACGUGACCAGCACCGAUUUCGUCACUGUGCCAUUCAAGGGCGUGAAGGGUUCUGGAUGGGGGCAGUCGAACUCGAUUUGGGGAAUUCGCGAAUUCAGUAUUGAGAAGGCUAUAUACUUUGAGGCGACUGGCGCGGAAGGCGUGUUGACUUAG
Molecule: messenger RNA, 1074 nt
Organism: Periconia digitata
Lineage: Eukaryota; Fungi; Ascomycota; Dothideomycetes; Pleosporales; Periconiaceae
Source: the annotation of a GenBank genome assembly